Entamoeba invadens IP1 is the source of this 441-nucleotide messenger RNA. RefSeq lists its product as hypothetical. Lineage: Eukaryota; Evosea; Mastigamoebida; Endamoebidae. The transcript has 2 exons. The annotation marks the transcript as partial. The record is from RefSeq and is a predicted model, not a curated record.
AUGGAAGACCAAGUCAAAGCACUAAAAGCACACGUCUCGUCACUUAAAGUCCAAGUCAGUGCACCAGCUUCUGUUCCUCAAGAAGAAGAGAAGAACAUGUUGAAUGCAAGAAUUGCUGGAAUUCAAGCCAAACUCGAUGAAGAAAGACAGAAGGCUGACAGUGCAGAUGCUGCUCGAAAGGCUGCUGAUAUCAAAUUACAGGAAAAGAAGAAUAAGGAUUUGGAGGAAAUGGACAAGAUGAUCAACGACUUGAAUGCUGAAGUCGACAAGGCACAGAAGCAACUUGACACUGCAAAUGAUGACAAAGAUGGCAAUAAAGCGAUGAAACAGAAAUACCAAGACGAACUGAAAAGCGUUAGAACUGAACUUGAUCAAGAAAAGAAAGACCAUUCCAAGACCCAAUUGAUGAAAGGCAAGUACGAGAAAGAUAUCGCUGAAAUC